Naegleria lovaniensis is the source of this 1464-nucleotide messenger RNA. RefSeq lists its product as uncharacterized. The coding region runs from base 1 to 1464 and encodes 487 amino acids. NCBI's taxonomy places the organism in Eukaryota, Heterolobosea, Eutetramitea, Acrasida, Naegleriidae. The transcript has 5 exons. Gene Ontology annotation, biological process: transsulfuration. Gene Ontology annotation, cellular component: cytoplasm. The record is from RefSeq and is a predicted model, not a curated record. Gene Ontology annotation, molecular function: carbon-sulfur lyase activity; pyridoxal phosphate binding.
AUGGUGUUGUUAGAUAUCGUGUUGAAACCGAUGAUGAAUGAUGAGCAACCAAAUACUAAAACUGCUCUUAUUCCCAACGCUUCUCAUUCGGUUCAAGAUGCCGAUUUUAGUUUCUCAACACUUGCCAUCUGUUCUGAUCGGAAAGUUGAAAAGGUGAGCGAUGUUGCACCUCCCAUUCACUUAUCGACUACAUAUUCCAUGGAUUCCGAUGUUUCUGAUGGCAUGAUUUAUUCUCGAGUUCAUAACAAAACACGUAGUCGUGUGGAGGCUGUAAUUGCAAAUUUAGAAGGUUCUGAUGAUUUCAAGACGGUCACUUUUUCGAGUGGUCAGGCUGCAACCUCUACAUUGCUUUUUACCUUGAGACCAAAACGAAUUUUCAAGAGAAUGGUUGAAAAUACAGAAGGAGAUGAUGAAGCUGGUUAUGCAGGAACAAAGGAUUCAAUGGCAACUUUGCGGGCCUUUGCAAAUUUCUAUUGUGGAGUGGUAAAGAAGGAAUUGCUAUCAAAAAUUCCAGCCACAUCUGAAGAGAAUGGAAAGAAAGUGGAUGAUAUUGAAGAUAAUGUGAUGAAAGUCAUUGAUAUUACAAAAAUUGAAGAGGAAGUGGAUAUGGAUCAAGCCAUGCAAAAUCAAGAUCUAUCUCCCAACUCAAAACCAAUUUAUAAGGGUGACAUUAUUUGGUUAGAGACACCUCUUAAUCCGACGUGCGAUUUAACAGAUAUCGAAUAUUAUGUUAAGAUUGCUCACCAAAUGGGAGCUCUUGUGAUAGUGGACUCCACAUUUGCAUCUCCUGCGUUGCAACAACCAUUAAUGAUCGGUGCUGAUUUUGCUCUUCAUAGUACCACAAAAUUCAUGGGAGGCCACUCGGACUGUCUUGGAGGAUGUGUCACUACCAAAUCCAAUGGCUAUGCUUCAAGUUUGAAAUCAAACCGAUCUGUACUAGGGUGUGUGAUGGGAAAUUUGGAAGCUUAUUUGUUGCUGCGUUCAUUAAGAACUCUUCAAGUGAGAGUUUUACAUCAAUCCCAAACUGCUGAGGUCGUAGCAAAAUGGUUACAUGGUCAAAUUGGAAAUGAAGAAACCAAUAUGCAAGUCACCAAAGUACAUUAUCCAAAUCUUGCUCCCGAACAGUCCUCACAAGAAGGUCUUACAACAACAGAUCAAGAAACCGCUGCAUCCACACCAAAGUACAAGAAAUUAACGAAUUAUGAAAUUUGCCAAAAACAAAUGAAUGGAAAAGGACCUGGAAUUCUGAGUUUUGAAUUGAAAACAGCUGAAGGAUCCAGAAAAUUACCACAGCUGCUUGAGAUUAUUGAGCAUGCAACAUCUUUGGGUGGUGUCGAGUCGUGUAUUGAUUACAGAUUCCAAUGGGACAGGAGUACGGCUCCCACUCUUUUGAGACUGAGUAUUGGAUUAGAAUCACCAAAAGAUCUUAUUGCAGAUCUUAAAACAGCGUUAUUGAAAUUGUAA